UUUCAUCCGUUGGCUCAAGAUUUCCCUAUAAAUAGGGUCGUUACUCUUCCUUCCCCUCCUCUUAUCACCUUUCUACCCAUCACCGCUGUAUGCCGUUGGCAUUAUCACCCUUUCAAUGGCGACUGUCUCUACUGCCUCCAUUAGGUUCGUUAAUUCGCUGAAGCAGUCGAUUAGUAGUGACCGGGUGACUCUGAGGAACUCCAGUGUAAAGGUUCUUUCUGUGGUUUGGAGCAGGAAUGGCUUCCCUUCCUUAAGGUCCUCGCGCUUCAGUGUCUGCUGCUCGGCUAAACCUGAGACAAUACAAAAGGUAUGUGAUAUUGUGAAGAAACAAUUGGCAUUGCCUCAAGGAUCUGAGGUCACCCCUGAUUCCAAGUUCUCGGCACUAGGUGCUGAUUCUCUGGAUACGGUGGAGAUAGUGAUGGGUCUGGAGGACGAGUUUGGGAUAAGUGUGGAAGAGGAGAAUUCUCAGAACAUCACAACUAUCCAAGAAGCAGCUGACUUGAUUGAGAAAUUGGUCCAGAAGAAGGCAUAAGCUUAGAGAGAGAGAGAGAGAAAAGUUUUUUUAUUAUUAGAGGAACAAGAUUGUGUGGUGCAUAAUUGCAGUUUCCUUCAUUUGUUACUGCCUGGUUUAUCAGGUCAGCAUUCAUAUUUAUGAAGAACAGUGUGUGCAAACCUUCCGUGAAGUGAGUAUGAUUGCCAAGGAUUGUAUGCCUUGAACAAAGCUUCUGUGAA
Molecule: messenger RNA, 732 nt
Organism: Macadamia integrifolia
Lineage: Eukaryota; Viridiplantae; Streptophyta; Magnoliopsida; Proteales; Proteaceae
Product: acyl carrier protein 1, chloroplastic-like
Exons: 4
Coding region: 116-532 (138 amino acids)
Biological process (GO): fatty acid biosynthetic process
Molecular function (GO): acyl carrier activity; phosphopantetheine binding
Source: RefSeq, a predicted model, not a curated record